This is a messenger RNA of Episyrphus balteatus (marmalade hoverfly), 2800 nucleotides long. It is a transcript of the gene Ets65A, whose product is annotated as DNA-binding protein D-ETS-3. Gene Ontology annotation, molecular function: sequence-specific DNA binding; DNA-binding transcription factor activity, RNA polymerase II-specific. The coding region runs from base 741 to 2129 and encodes 462 amino acids. Gene Ontology annotation, cellular component: nucleus. The record is from RefSeq and is a predicted model, not a curated record. Lineage: Eukaryota; Metazoa; Arthropoda; Insecta; Diptera; Syrphidae. The transcript is spliced from 11 exons. Gene Ontology annotation, biological process: regulation of transcription by RNA polymerase II; cell differentiation.
UUCAAACUAUUCUUAUUCGCACUUUGACGUGAGUUUCUAUUUUCUUAUGGUAGUUUCUGUUUAUAAUAAUAAAAUAUUUAAAGUAAAAAAAAAAAAAUUAAAUUUUCUAAUGAAGUGUUUACUACCACAACUUAAAUGAAUAUCGGGCGUUUUUGUAUUUGCAAAAUGGGUAUUUUCCGAAAUACGAGGUCUAACUAAGAAGUAGUAACAAGUGGAAAUUGAAGUGAUAUCUUAAUAUUUUAAAAAUUUAGUUCCUAAUUAAAAAAUAUAAAGCAGUGCAUAAAAAGUUGAAAUAAAUAAAUGAAAAAUUAAUGUACAUAGCUGACAUGAUUGAAUGUUUCAAACAAAACAAAAAUCCAGCGUUAAAGAAUGUUCUUGCUGAUAAUAAGAUAUAUUAUUCAACAAAGUGUCAAUUUUAACCAAUUAAAAUUCGAAAUGAAAAUUUAAAAGUUUCGAAAAUGAAAAAUUUAAGAGUUCCCCGCUGAGAGAUACCACCUUAUCAUAUUUCAUUAAAUCAAUAAAAAAAAAAACUAUGAGAUCUCGUUUUUUUGGAUAUUAUUGCACAUGAAGCUGGGAUAUUCAUCACGUAUGAGAAUGCAAUUAGCUGAAUAUACUGUAGAAUUUCCAUAGAGAACAGAGUACAAUUAGCACAAGUUAUGGCAGAAGAACAUCAUCGGUGAAAUCCACUGCACUGCGUCCAAUGUUGUUUCAGUCCAUCCUCAGCUCAUGGAGCGGGUGAAAUGAGACUCAAGUGGACAAGUGGCAACAAUUCUACGGCAUCAGUUACGAUGUACGAGAACUCUUGUUCCUACCAGACGGCACUGGACUUGAAACGAAUUUCGCCCAGCUUAGCUCAAGUGAAGACCGAAGAUUGCUUUGGAUUGGGACAAUGUUCGCCAGAUUGGACAUCAUAUCGAUUCCAUCAGUCCACAUUCGAACAGCUGAAACAGAGUGUGGAAAAAGCGAAAGCAGCAUUGCAAGACCGAACGAGCUUCUUUGGAGCGUCUAGUGCUUUUAGUGACAUUUAUUCAACCCAACGACUGACAGAUUCAAUAGAAUCAUCUGCCGGUGCAUCAAAUGUUAAUAAUAGUAGUAGUACAAGUUGUAUAGGAUCUUCCGUCAAUAAUGCAGUUAGUUCAACAAGUUUAGCUUUAAAUGGUGGCAAUUGUACGACAACAUCGGCAGCGACAGUUCAACGAUAUCGUCUGGAUCCAGUGACACAACCAGCUGGAUGUUCGCCAUCAUCCAAUUCAAUAGCUUCCGGGCCAGUGCCGCCGCCGCCGUCAUCAUCGACGUUGGCAUCAGUUGCCACAUUAGAAGGACCAUCUGAGACAAAGUCAAGAACAGAAAAGUCCUCGUCAGGAUGUUCGACAACCCACGGAUCUUCAGAUAGAAGUUCGAGUAAAUGUAUAUCAGAUUCAUCUUAUAAAUCAUCGUGGGGAUCACAUAGUACAUCUCAAUCACAAGGGUACAGCUCAAAUGGAUUGAGCUGUGUUGGUGUUAAUAAAUCAACGCUGGACCCACACACGCAUUUAAGACAGCCCGAUCCAUAUCAAAUGUUCGGUCCGACCAGCAGCAGACUGGCAAGUUCUGGAUCCGGACAAAUUCAACUGUGGCAAUUCCUCCUUGAACUGUUAAGUGAUUCUAGUAAUGCGGGCUGCAUCACAUGGGAGGGUACCAAUGGUGAAUUUAAAUUAACCGACCCCGACGAAGUUGCUCGACGAUGGGGUGAACGAAAAUCAAAGCCCAACAUGAAUUACGAUAAGCUGAGUAGAGCUCUAAGGUAUUAUUACGAUAAAAAUAUCAUGACAAAGGUCCAUGGCAAGCGUUAUGCAUACAAAUUCGAUUUCCAAGGAUUGGCAGCUGCAACACAGCCAGCUGCAAGUGAUCCAACAUACAAAUACCAAAGUGAUUUAUUCAUGACUCCAUAUCACCACAGUGCAAAGCUGAGUUCAUUUAUGAGCCCGCAUCACGGUAUGACAUCAUCCUCAGCUUCAAUAUUUCCAUCAGCAGCAUCAUGGGGCAACUGGGGCAAUCCAGCAACGAAUUUGUAUCAGCCCCAUUCAAUGAGUCAUGUUGGCCCAUCACAUGUGGCACCCCAUUUGAGCUCAUACCCUCACUAUGCAUGACCAUCAUCGUCAGGGGGUGGAUUUUAAAAUCAUCAUCUUCAUCAGAAACACCACCACCAUCAACACCAUAUAAACACAUACACUGGCACCACAACACCACUAACUUGAAAAUGGCAAAAAGCAUCAUUCACCAACCACUCCAUCAAUAGGUUUAAACACCCACCCAACUCAAGGCCCCCCAAAGUUGAGUGUAUUGAAAGUGAUGCGGCGCUAUGUAUUCAAUGAGUGUCGUCUGCAUAGAAUAUAAUCACACACAGUCGAUGUUGUUGUUGUUAUUAUGUUAAACCUCCCCCUCGCUCGUAGGAUUUCACACAAUCACCAAUCUCUUCACACUACCACCACUCUCACGCAAACAUGACAGGUUCGACGCCGCGCCAUACUGCUCCACUUUAAUUAUUAUUUUUCACAAAAAAUGAAAUUGAAAAAAAAAAUUCUUUUCAAAAAUGAUUUUAUAACAAAAAAGCGGAAAAAAAUAAUUCCCUCCAUUCUCUCUGCUCAAUACAACAACCCAACUCCAAUUUCAAAAAACCCACCAUUGCUGUGCUGCCGUGUCGUCGUCGCCGGUGUUGGUGUCACAUCAAUGGCGUCGAAUAGACCGAAACUCUGAACCUGUAGAAAAAAAAAACAAAAAACCGAACUCCUACGAAUUGAUUUUUGUACAUAGAUACCAC